Saprolegnia diclina VS20 is the source of this 279-nucleotide messenger RNA. RefSeq lists its product as hypothetical. The transcript has a single exon. NCBI's taxonomy places the organism in Eukaryota, Oomycota, Saprolegniomycetes, Saprolegniales, Saprolegniaceae. The record is from RefSeq and is a predicted model, not a curated record. Bases 1 to 279 code for a protein of 92 amino acids.
AUGGCCGCCACGAGCGCGACGCCGGCCACCGCCAUGAUCGCGGCGCUGCUCAGCAUCACGCCCGAUGUGUCACGUGAUGUCGCUUCGGCGCUCUGGACACUCGCUGUCGCCGCCCCGGAUGACGACGACGACGAGCUCGGCGCACCGCUCCCCACUGGCCCCGACGCACCGCCUUCCAACGGCCACUGCGGCAACGCGCAGCCGUACGUCUGCGUUUUCGCAUCCACGAGCAUGCAUUGGGUCGAGCGCGUCAAUGUGCACUUGCCCGACGAGCGGUAG